AUGGCUCGUUUGCUUAAUUAUCUCGACUCUAUUUCGUUUACCCCUGACGACGAAGAUGAGCUCUUGUGGCUGGGACAUAGCACUGGCCAAUUCACAGUUAAGGAAGCUUAUUCUUGUGCCAGUGCAAGUGCUUCCACCGCCAGUUUCCCCAGAGCUAAAAUUUGGAGCAACAAAUGGCCUCAUAAAAUUGGGUUUUUUCUUUGGCAAGUUGCACUAGACAGACUGCCCACCCUAGACAAUCUUCAUAAGAGAAACAACUCAUUAUUCUCGGCUAGUGGGAAUCCGGUCGCAAACAUUUGCCCCAUGUGUCAUCUGUUCCCAGAAUCAUCAGCUCACAUCUUCCUCUUCUGUUCGUUUGCGAAGAGAAUUUGGUCGUAUUUCUUUGAAGCUGCGAGAUUAAAUUUCAGUACUUACUCCACCACUUUAGAUCUCAUUAAUGAUUGGUCGUCUUCCGACUUCUCUGGUCCUGCUAAAGAGCUUUGGAGCAGGCUCUACACCUCUAUCAUGUGGUCAAUUUGGGUUGAGAGAAAUGAAAGAUCUUUCAACAAAAAAGAGAAGUGUGCUGCGGCUAUCAUAUUGGAGGUUAAACUCAAAGUUUUUUCUUGGUCUCGUUCUGUUGCCAGGUAUCUCUUAAAUAUAGCCCACACAUUUAUUAACCAUAUUCAUCCAAAUAAGUGCUUAUGCUAA
Molecule: messenger RNA, 687 nt
Organism: Papaver somniferum (opium poppy)
Lineage: Eukaryota; Viridiplantae; Streptophyta; Magnoliopsida; Ranunculales; Papaveraceae
Exons: 1
Coding region: 1-687 (228 amino acids)
Source: RefSeq, a predicted model, not a curated record